AUGAGGAGUAUCUUAUUUUCGAGGGACAACCGUCCUUCGACGAGUGAGCGUAAUAGCACCGUACCGCCGUUCCCGAGACGGCAAAUGCUAGUCCUAGCAAUCUGUCGAAUAUGCGAGCCAAUUGCUUUCAUGGGCAUAUUUCCGUACAUCUACUUUAUGAUCGAGGACUUUCACAUCACCGAAGAUAAGAGUAGAAUCUCAUUUUACGCCGGCAUGGUCACAUCAGCCUUCACCUUUGCUGAAUUCUCGACGGGUCUUUUAUGGGGACGUCUAAGUGACAAAAUUGGAAGGAAGCCGGUCUUACUCACGGGUCUCAUCGGUACCGCGAUUAGCGUCUUGAUAUUCGGUUUCGCCCCUAACCUGACAGUUGCUCUCAUUGCUCGAGCCGUUGGAGGACUUCUGAACGGAAAUAUGGGCGUACUUCAGACAACCGUGGCCGAAUUGGUGACCUCCAAGGAGCAUCAGCCUCGAGCUUAUACCAUAAUGCCCGUCGUGUGGUGCCUUGGAUCGAUCAUCGGUCCAAUGAUCGGCGGCGCGCUCGCUAGGCCAUGUAUCAGUUAUCCGAGUCUGUUCCCGCCUGGAACUAUUUGGGAUAGAUAUCCUUAUCUGCUUCCCAAUCUCUUCAGCGCUUUCAUCGUACUCAUUGGAGUUAUCAACGGAAUCUUAUUUCUCGAGGAAACCCACGCCGAGAAGAAAUUAAAGCCGGAUCGCGGACUAGCGCUUGGAAAUUGGAUUAUUUCGUGCUUACCGGUAUUUCGGAAUUGCGCCGAGCCGAGAGAUGAGAAGUCGAAGAUGGCCGAGAUGGAAGCCCAGCCGCUCCUGGAUCACGAUGAGCAGUUGCCCGGUUAUCAGACGAACGAAAACUCGCCUGAAAACUCACCACGCCUUAGGUCCGCCUCUGUUCCUUCAAUUUCAUGGGACUCGCUCGAACUCGAAAGUGGACGUGGAGACUUGAACCUUGGAAUGUCCAAAAUUUUCACUCGACCAGUAGUCCUGAACAUUAUCUCGUUCGGAAUCUUAGCCUUUCACACGAUGACUUUUGAUCAACUAUUCCCGGUAUUCUUGAGCACUGCUCCGCCAGAUCAUCCCAUGCCCGUUAAGCUACCUUUCAAGUUUGUUGAUGGCUUCGGUCUCGACAGUAAAACAGUCGGUAUCGUUCUAAGCGCCCAAGGAGCUUAUCAGUUGGUUGUCAACAUGUUCAUCAUCCCGCCAGUUUUGAAACACUUUGGGGCCCGCCGUCUAUUCCGCUUUCUAGUUCUCGCCUACUUUUCACUCUACCUAAUUACGCCAUAUCUGGUGCUCUUGCCCGAGAAAUACCGCAUGAUAGGAGUUGGAAUGGUGUUGGUUUGGAAAUGCACAUUUGCGAGCAUGGCAUAUCCGAGCAACGCUAUCUUAACCGCAGAUUCAGCACCCAGCCACUUAGCCCUCGGCACCAUCAACGGCGUGGCAGCAUCGACAGCGAGCUUAUGCCGUGCGUUCGGCCCAACGAUUUCCGGGAUUCUCUACGCUAUUGGUUUAAAGACAGGCUACUCGGGAUUGGCGUGGUGGUGCAGUGCUUUCGUAGCCAUUGGUGGAGCAAUCGUGGGACUCCAAAUUCAAGAAUUACCAAGUCGUGCCGACAAACCGACACCCGCUAGCAACACAGAAAAUGGUCAACCCGAAGAUACCCAGACCGAAUAUCGUAAAAGCUCAUAA
Annulohypoxylon truncatum is the source of this 1695-nucleotide messenger RNA. RefSeq names its product MFS general substrate transporter. The record is from RefSeq and is a predicted model, not a curated record. Gene Ontology annotation, biological process: transmembrane transport. Gene Ontology annotation, molecular function: transmembrane transporter activity. Lineage: Eukaryota; Fungi; Ascomycota; Sordariomycetes; Xylariales; Hypoxylaceae. The transcript is spliced from 6 exons. The coding region runs from base 1 to 1695 and encodes 564 amino acids.